GGGGCAACGUACCCAGCACCCGGCAAAGAGAGUUCCGAAAACCAACAUCUCAUGCAAACAGGAUAUUAGCUUUGUCAGAAAGAUCAAAAAGGCCUUGAGGUUUCUCCUCACAGCCUCAGCCUUGCCACUCUGCCCUCGCCUCACCUGCUCCCUGCGGCGUGCAGAGGCGCCUCUUCCUACCCCUCGAGCCUCGGCAGGAAGAGAUGGCAGCAGGGCAGACGCAUCUCUACGCCAAGGUCUCCAACAAGCUCAAGGGCCGCAGCACCCCCUCGCUCCUGGACCCCCUCCUGGCCAUGGGCUUCCCGGCGCAUACCGCGCUGAAGGCGUUGGCGGCCACUGGCAGGAAGACGGCAGAGGAGGCCUGGGACUGGCUGCAUGGUCAUCGAAAUGACCCUUCCCUAGAUGACCCCAUCCCCCAGGAGUAUGCUCUUUUCCUCUGCCCCACGGGGCCCCUGCUGGAGAAACUUGAGGAGUUCUGGAGAGAGAGCAAGCGUCAGUGUGCAAAGAACAGAGCUCACGAGGUCUUCCCCCACGUGACGCUCUGUGACUUCUUCACGUGUGAAGACCAGAAGGUGGAGAGCUUGUACGAGGCCCUGAAGAGGGCUGGAGACAGGACCCUGGACUCCUUCCCCCCUGUGAUCCCCCUGGUCCUCCACUCGUCCGUCAGCUACCUCGGCUUCUUCCUCAAUGGCAGCCCCGCGGACGUCAUCCGGGAAUUUGCCGUCACAUUUGCCACAGAAGCUUCUGUCUUGGCAGACUGCACGGUGAAGCCCUGCACCAAGCAGCUCCAUCUGACCCUGGCCCACAAGUUCUACCCCCACCAUCAGAGGACACUGGAGCAGCUGGCCAGAGCCAUCCGCCCCGGCCACAGCUGCCAGUGGACGGCCACGCUCUACUCCCGGGACAUGCGCUUUGUACACUACCAGACCCUGAGGGCCAUAUUCCAGUACAAACCCCAGAAUGUGGAUGAGCUGAUGCUAAGUCCGGGUGACUACGUCUUUGUGGACCCCACUCAGCAGGAAGAAGCCAGUGAGGGCUGGGUGAUUGGGGUCUCCCAGCGGACCGGCCUCCGAGGCUUCCUGCCAGAAAACUACACAGACCGAGCCGGCGAGGCUGACACCUGGGUGAAGCACAGGACAUACACCUUCAGUCUGGCCAUGGACCUGAGCUCCAGAAAGGACAGUGAGGGCGGCAGCAGACCCGACUUGGAGUUCCAUCCUCCACAGACGUCAAGGAGUUUCAGCAGCAUACAGGCUUUGCAGGCCACAGUUGCGAGAAAGAGCGUGCUGGUGGUGCGCCAUGGAGAAAGAGUGGACCAAGUCUUCGGGAGGUUGUGGCUACAGCAGUGCUCCACUGCAGACGGAAACUACUACAGGCCAGACCUAAACUUUCCUUGCAGUCUGCCCCGACGAAGCAACGGCAUCAAACACUUUGAAAAUGACCCGCCGUUAUCCUCGUGUGGAGUUUUCCAGUCCAGGACAGCAGGGGCCGCACUCCUGGACAGUGGCGUCCGUGUCAUCUCCGUGUUCACCUCCCCAGCCCUCCGCUGUGUGCAGACGGCCAAACUCCUCCUGGAAGAACUCAAACUGGAGAAAAAAAUGAAGAUAAGAGUGGAACCUGGAAUCUUUGAAUGGACAAAAUGGGAGGCCAGCAAAGCCAUCCCGACAUUCAUGAGCCUGGAAGAGCUGAAAGAGGCGAGUUUCAACGUCGACACUGACUACAGGCCUGCAGUCCCCCUGUGCCGCCUCAGGCCAGCAGAGAGCUAUGCCGAGUACGUGGAAAGGAGCACCGUGAGCGUGGGCCGGAUCAUCAGCACCUGCCCACAGGACACCGGCGUCAUCCUAGUCGUGAGCCACGGCUCAGCACUGGACUCCUGCACUCGGCCACUUCUUGGGCUGCCGCCCCAGGACUCUGGGGAUUUUGCCCAGUUAGUGAGAAAGAUCCCUUCUCUGGGUAUGUGCUUUUGUGAAGAAAACAAAGAGGAAGGGAAAUGGGAGCUGGUGAACCCGCCCGUGAAGACCCUGACGCAUGGGUCGAACGCGGCGUUUAACUGGAGGAACUGGAUCCUGAACGACUGAGAGACACUGGCCAUAGGCACGGCUGUACAGCGGACAGGCGAGGACGCUAUGCAGAGCCUGUGACAUGCGUCAUGCCAGAGGUGUCUUAGCGUCUUAGUCUCACCUAUAUGACUCAUAGAAGCACGAAAUGCACUUUUAUAUUGGGGAAGCCGUGCACCUGUUUGCUGGGCUGUGGGGGCACCAGGCAGAAGGCUGGGGGGGCCUCACCCCCCCCCAGCAGGUGGGAGUGUCCACACUGACACAGGAGGGUGGAGCCAGGGCUUGGAGGGAGAUGACAAGCUGGGACACUAAUUAAAGACAGGAUGUGGCCCCUUUGUCGUGCACGCCCCUACUGGUUGGGUUCCCAGCUGUUUUGCCUUUUUCUAUUUGAAUCACUCUGUAGCUAUGUCCACACAGGCCAAAAAGUCAAGAAAAUGGUACAAGAAAGCCACAUGCCAGAUCAAAACUGGGAACUUCUCGUAGGCAUCAGCACCCCGUGUAUUAGUUUCCUAUUACUGCCAUAAAUGGCCACAUACUUAGUGGCGAGUGACACGUGCUAUCCUGCAGUACCAGAGGUCAGAGUCUGAUGGCAAGCUACAUCCCUUCCUUAACCUUUUUUAGUUUUCAGAGAUCGCCUGUGUCCCUCAUCUAAAGCCUCCACCCCAGUCCUCCAGGACAGCAGGGGCACAUCCUCCAAAACUCUGUGACCUCUGCUCCAUUGUCACUGCACCCCAAAGUCCUUUCUGCCAUGUGAGGCCCCACAUUCACAGGCUUCCACGAUUAGGCUGUGGACGCCUGUUGGCGUCAUUCCUUGGCCUGCCCUUCCGAGCAUAGAAGGGCCGCUGGCACAGACAUAAGGGUUUUACACACACACCCCAUGACGGUCUUUUGUGGCAUCCCUUUUUCUCACUUCUGAUUAAGAUGAAUGGAAAGGGGACUCUGCAAAUGAGAAAACCAGAAAAAGAGCCACCAGCAACUCGACGUCCACCUGUGAGUGUGUAAACGCAGUGGUGGCUCUGACUUUACGAAGGCCAUCCAGCAGGGGAUGGGGUCCCCCCCGUGUGUCUCCACCCCCACCCCACGGUCGCACCUGUUCCCGCAGGCCAUGCCUGGCGCAGGCAGCAAGAUCCCUCCAGAGUGUGGUGAAAAGCAGCCCAGCUUUCCCCUUUCCCACCCCUGUCCUAAUUCAGAUGUCGUUUCACUGUUGCGGUUUGGGAAUGCGGUUGAUCUGUGACUGGCCAUUUACAGAGCAGGCACAGAGGUGAGAGGGACAGACCUGCACUGCUCCUCCAGUCUCCCCGCCAUCGCCCCCACAAGCGUGGAGCAGAACACAAAGGGGCCACCACAUUAGACCCAACUCCAUUAUGGGCACUUUGGAAAGAGGGCGGCGAUGAGGGGCUAGGAGGAAGAAGCAGGGGAGGGGCAGAGAGGGGACCAGAGGAGCAGCUUUGGAUUGGACAACAAAGCCGCGAACACCCAAGCCAGUGCCUGCCUCAAGGCUGUAGCCUGAGAUGGGGAAGAGCUCAGGGACAGCCCAUGGCCACCCAGCAAGGCCACCGAGCCAAGGCAAGUGAAGUGAGGACCACCCUGAGCCCAGCUAGAACCAGCCCACGUCAAACACAACACAUACCACAUCCAAAACACGUCAUGCGGAACCCGCCACACGGAAUGUGUGAGGGGCCACACCUGACGAAGCCUCCUCGCCGGGCCCGUCUAAGGCUGUCGACGGAGAGAGACACAUUUGCUCGUCCCUGUUAACUUGCUAGUGACAUAAUCUUUCUGUGCCCAAACCUAACCAAGUCUGCAGCUGACACAGCAGCAGGGAGCAGGAGUGCCACCCAUUCGAAGGUCUGCCUGUGUCCACCCACAGGACAAGACCUCUAGGGCAGGACCCCAGCUAUGCCCCGUCAGGUGCUGAUAAGAAGAUAAGGGGCCCUCUGGGAUUGGUGGAGGUGCUGCCUCUGGGCACCUGCACUGCUUGUCCCUCCUCGUCAUUGGA
Messenger RNA from Nycticebus coucang (slow loris), 4056 nucleotides. It is a transcript of the gene UBASH3A, whose product is annotated as ubiquitin associated and SH3 domain containing A. The coding region runs from base 204 to 2078 and encodes 624 amino acids. Gene Ontology annotation, molecular function: protein binding. The record is from RefSeq and is a predicted model, not a curated record. NCBI's taxonomy places the organism in Eukaryota, Metazoa, Chordata, Mammalia, Primates, Lorisidae. The transcript has 14 exons. Gene Ontology annotation, cellular component: cytoplasm. Gene Ontology annotation, biological process: negative regulation of T cell receptor signaling pathway.